Gasterosteus aculeatus aculeatus (three-spined stickleback) is the source of this 2051-nucleotide messenger RNA. The record is from RefSeq and is a predicted model, not a curated record. NCBI's taxonomy places the organism in Eukaryota, Metazoa, Chordata, Actinopteri, Perciformes, Gasterosteidae.
GGAAGAAAAGUGUUAGCACGAUGCUAGCUUACUACUAUGCUAACCGGCUAGGCUGUUAACUUACCUGUUUCUCAGGUUACAGCUAAGUUAGCUGAGCUAACUAACUAAGUAUUAGCAUGCUGCUAAUUAGCUGAUCACUCACGCUAACUUGCUCGUUUAACAUAACGUUUAACAUUGUUGAUGAAUAUUUAUGCACUUCGUUAGCUCGUCUAACAGCCCAAGUGGAGCCGAACCUGCAGUCAUAAAACAGUCGACGUGAACUUGUUGCUAUGGAGCAGCUCCUUUCUUAUCGCAGCAGCUCGCGUGAAUCCGGACUAAACUCCGGCCCGACUUGAGCACUAGGAUGGAGUCCUCGGGAUGAAUCGCAAUGAAGCGACCAAAGCUGGCGGUAGUCCUCCUCCUGCUGGGUGUCCUUCUCGCUUACCUGAUGUUCAUGAAGCGCCACUACGGCGCCUCGGAGCCCGAUGCCUACCGAGCGCCCCCCCCUCCCCAGCGCGGCCCCGCCAAGCUGGCUGUCGCCCCCGGUCGCAACUCCCAGUUCGGCAUCAUGUUUGAUGCUGGGAGCACUGGGACGAGGAUCCACGUCUUUGAGUUCCAGAUGGAGCGCAAUGAAGCUCCCAAACUGGCCCAUGAGACGUUCAGAGCCAUCGAACCGGGUCUGUCCGCGUAUGCUGACCACCCGGAGGAGUGUGCAGCAGGACUCACGGAGCUCCUGAAGGUGGCCGAAUCCAGCAUCCCCCCCUCCAGCUGGACCCUCACCCCUGUAGUCCUGAAAGCCACCGCCGGCCUCCGACUGCUGGAUGGAGCGAAGGCCAAGCAUCUGCUGGACACGGUGAGGGCGCUGUUUACCGACUCCCCCUUUCUGUCCAGAGACGACAGCGUGUCCGUCAUGGACGGCACCGACGAAGGGAUCUCUGCAUGGAUCACUGUGAACUUCCUCACAGGUGAUCUCCACAGUCCAGACGCGUCCACAGUGGGGAUGCUGGAUUUGGGAGGGGGGUCCACUCAGAUAACCUUCAGCCCUCAGGACGAGGUGAGGAGCUCAGCCAAUCAGGAAGCUAAAACCAUCCAGACUUCACCCAUCGACCACAUCAGGUCCUUCAGGAUGUUCAACAGCACGCACACUGUUUACACACACAGUUAUCUGGGUCUGGGUCUGAUGUCGGCUCGUCUCUCCGUGUUAGGAGGCAUCGAGGCUCCACCACUAGUAGAGGGCAGCACUGAGCUGGUCAGCCCCUGCCUUGCUCCAGAGUCCUCGGGCAGCUGGGAGCAUGCUGACGUGGUCUAUAGAGUGACGGGACAGAAGGCAGGAGAGCCGGUCUACGAGGCGUGUCGGACCAAAGUGGAGAAGGUUCUAUACAGGAAGGUGGUCCCUGUGUCCGAGGCAGCGGAUGUGGACUUCUACGCCUUCUCCUACUACUACGACCGGGCCGUGGACCUUGGGCUCAUUGGGGAGGAGACGGGAGGAACCGUUCGAGUGGUCGACUACAUGGAAGCAGCCAAACGAGUGUGCAGCAGUCGCCCCGUCAGUCCCCUGCAGAGUCCGUUCCUCUGCCUGGACCUGGUCUACAUUUCAGUCCUGCUGCAUGAGCUCGGCUUCCCCCCCAACAAACAGUUCAAGCUGGCGAGGACCAUCAAUCAGGUGGAAACCAGUUGGGCUCUGGGAGCAACUUUUCAUUACAUUGAGUUCCUGAAGAGCCACUGAAGCUUUUAUUGUGAAAAGCCUCAAUGACCUCAACGUCUCCAGCUGACCCAAUGAAAUAUUCUCUCCCCCCUUCGUACUGUAGUACUUCUUAGGAAUACUCCUGAUACCUCCUGUUCAUCUGCUGCUUUAAUACAGCACGUUUUAUUUGUUGUCAUGAAGGUUUGAAACUUUAUAAAUAUAAAAGGUAUAAAGGGUUUUUUUGCCAAAAGAGUGUUGUAGAGGAAGCUAUAACAUCACGAGGACAAUUGUUCCGUUUAUUGACAGCACGUUCAAUUGUUUUGUUUUCUACACUGAAGCACUUCCUGGUUUUGUUUGUUUUUCACAAUAAACGGAUGUGACUGUUUGA